GAGCUUCGGCUUCAAUCUCCGCUUUCUGCGAUAUAUCUCAAUUGCUUUAUUGUCAUCUCAAUUAUUAUCUUCCCUUUUGUUCGAUUCUGCGCAUUACUUGCGUGCAUGAUACCCCAAUAGAGAAGCAGCAAUAAAAAUCCACCGCCGCAAUGCGAUUGACCGUCGAACUUAUUCAGAAUUCCCUUUCCUACAUCAAUCCGCUCAAGGAUCGCGAGCUAGACCUUCGAGGGCACAAGAUUCCCACCAUUGAAAACCUGGGUAUUGCAAAGGACCAAGAUGCGAUCGACUUUACGGAUAACGAUAUCUCCUCCCUGGGGAAUUUCCCUUUCUUUCCUCGUCUCCACACCCUCCUUCUUGCACGCAAUCGGGUGAAGCAUAUUCAGCCGACGAUAGCUUCCACCAUUCCCAACCUGACGACGCUGGUACUCACGGCGAACAAUAUGUCCGAGUUGGCGGACUUGGACCCCCUCCGAAACUUGACACGCUUGACUCAUCUGGUGUUACUGGAGAACCCCGUUACACGGAAAGAGCACUACCGAUACUGGGUGAUCUGGCGGAUACCAAGCGUCCGAUUCCUCGACUACCAGAAAGUGAAAGACGCGGAGCGGGCAAAGGCGAAGGAGCUAUUUGGUACUGCCGAAGAACCCACAGCUCUCGCGUCCAAGAUUAUGGGCAUCAAAUCUCGUACCUUUGAUGUACCGUCUGGCGGCGCUGAGCGAGCACCGGCAGACAAGGCUGUUAGGGUCAAGCUGACCGAGAAGGAGAGGAAGCGGGUCGAAAAGAUGAUCCGUGAGGCGAGGAGUCUACAGGAGAUUACUAGACUGGAGAAGGAAUUGAACGAAGGGCGGAUACCCGGAGGUGCUCUUGAUGCCGGUGAGGACAGCGACGAGGAGAAUCAGAUGCAGAUGUGAAUGCGGACCGGCGUUGAGGUUCACUUGUUCUAUUACGGGAUUUGUGUUCGAAUAUGUUUUUGAAGGCUCUGUCUGCAUGAGGCACAUGUCUGGUUUUAGUGGGUUCUCUUUUACUCGGAGUUAUUUAUGCGUGUUCCUCGGCAGCACAAUACAAAAGCUCUUUAAGUCGAGCAUACUAGAUUGAU
Molecule: messenger RNA, 1096 nt
Organism: Aspergillus novofumigatus IBT 16806
Lineage: Eukaryota; Fungi; Ascomycota; Eurotiomycetes; Eurotiales; Aspergillaceae
Gene: lea1
Product: U2 snRNP complex subunit LEA1
Exons: 4
Coding region: 150-911 (253 amino acids)
Biological process (GO): mRNA splicing, via spliceosome
Cellular component (GO): U2 snRNP
Molecular function (GO): U2 snRNA binding; protein binding
Source: RefSeq, a predicted model, not a curated record